AUGGCCGCGGCAACCUCCCCUCUCAUCACAUUCCUCGACCCGCCCUCUCUCGGGCCCCCUCACCCGGUCUUCUGCUCACUCUCCGUCAUCCCGCUCAGCGACAGCGUCAACCAAGUCAACAUCUCCGGCCAGGUUGCCCAGACUCCCACUGGAGACGUUCCCGAAGGCCUCGGCCCGCAAAUGCACGUCAUCCUCUCCCGCAUCACCACGUGUCUGGAAGCGGUGGGCGCCACGGUGCACGACAUCUCCGUCUUCAAGUAUUACUUCACCGAGAAGGCGCGGGAUCGCGAGGAUUUCCUCCCCUUCAUUACCGACAUCAUGCUGCCCUGGCUGCAGGGCUCUCGACCCGCCAGCUCUGCGCUGAUCGUAAAGGCAUUGUCUCAGCCCGAGUUCUUGUGUGAGUUCGAAGCUCAGGUCGUUGUCCGGGCGAAGGCAGCCGGAAGUGCAAGCUGA
Messenger RNA from Neohortaea acidophila, 453 nucleotides. RefSeq lists its product as uncharacterized. The record is from RefSeq and is a predicted model, not a curated record. Bases 1 to 453 code for a protein of 150 amino acids. NCBI's taxonomy places the organism in Eukaryota, Fungi, Ascomycota, Dothideomycetes, Mycosphaerellales, Teratosphaeriaceae. The transcript has a single exon.